AGGGGGCGCUCGCUGUCGGUAACUUUCGUUGAUAACUCAAACAUCGGCAAUUCGUUCAACUUCAGUUCGAUCACUCUUGGCCUUGUUCUCCCCAGCGCUUAGCACUUUAUCUAAUAGACGCCCUAUAUAUCUUAACUAUCUGUCCAAGAAGGCGCCAGCUUGGUUUGGUGACAAAACUGUCGGGCCUUGCCAAGUCAUAUUUUAUCUUUCACAAUAGACAAUCGGCAUUACCUGGCUCAUACACCGCUCCCGUUCAAAUAUCAUCGGCACCUGAGAUACCUCUAACAAUCAUUCGCCAUCAGCAGACAUGACCAUCGCUCCUGUCAAUAUUCGUGUAGGGGUAGAUGUAGGUGGUACGAAUACGGACGCUGUCAUACUCGAUUUGACUUCUGGAUGCUCAAAACCUGUCCUUGCCGCUCACAAAGUGCCGACGACAGCCGAUAUCGCCUCUGGCAUCCAAGCAGCUAUCAAGGCUACAUUAGAGAAGGCUAGCAUGGACAGGUCUCAGGUUCAAGCUGUUGCCAUUGGAACAACAUCUUUUGUCAACAGUCUAAUCGAGCGAGAUGGAUCCAAACUUGAGAGAGUGGCCGUGAUCAGACUGUCAGGGCCGUUUAGCAAGCUCGCACCACCAUUCGUUUCAUUCCCUUAUGAGCUCCGACACGUGCUAGAAGGGCCGACUUUCUUCGCUCAAGGUGGCCUGCAAGUGGACGGGACUGAAAUUACAGCGGUUGAUCCUGUUGAAGUUCGAGGUAUUUGUGCCGAGAUCCAACGCCAAGGUAUUAAGUCCGUAGCAGUGUCUGGGUGCUAUUCGCCAAUCGACAACGACAUUCGUCAAGAAGAGCUUGUAAGGGAUAUCAUCCUGGACGAGCUUCCGGGUAUAAAAGUGUGCAUCAGCAAGGAGGUCGCCAAUGUUGGUCUCUUACAAAGAGAAAACGCUACCAUCCUCAACGCGGGUCUACUCGCCUUUGCCAAUCACACGGUCGAAGGCUUCCGAGAAUCAAUCCGGGCCCUUAGCCUCUCUUGUCCCCUCUUCCUCACCUCCAAUGACGGUACCCUCAUGACAUGCGAAAUGGCUGCCAGAUUCCCUAUCAAAACCUUCUCCAGUGGACCUACCAACUCCAUGCGAGGUGCAAACUUCCUGGCAAACUUGGAGUCCCAGGAGAAAAAUAAGGAGACAGCUCUGGUUGUUGACGUAGGAGGAACUACGACUGAGAUUGGUGUACUUUUACCGUCUGGCUUUCCUCGCCAAGCGGCAACAUAUCAUGAGCUUUGUGGCGUUUCUCUCAAUUUCUCCAUGCCUCAUGUGCAUUCCAUCGGUCUCGGUGGCGGUUCUCGUGUUCGAAAAGACGCAUCUGGCAAGAUUGCCAUUGGUCCCGACUCCGUUGGGUACAGAAUUCAUGAGCUUGGCCUCAUAUUCGGUGGUGAUAUCCUUACAACCACCGAUAUCAUUAUAGCUGCUGGUUCAUCCACUCCUUUCGGCAACCCAGAGCUUGUCAAGAAUAUUCCAAAAGAGGACAUCAAGGCGGUUCAAGGCAAGAUCAAGUCUAUGCUCGAAUCCGCUGUUGAUGGGAUGAAGACUUCUGCCACAGAUGUACCUCUUUACUUGGUCGGUGGUGGUGCCAUUCUAGUCCCCGACGAACUCAAGGGAGUCAGCAAAGUUUAUCGUUUCCCCUACUAUGACGCUGCCAAUGCUGUUGGGGCUGCAUGCGCCCAAAUUUCUGGAGUAAUCGACACGUUUGAGGAUACCUCUUCCUUAUCAAUGGGAGAAGUUCAGAGGAUGGUGGAACAACGGGCAAUUAACAAAGCUGUGGCAGCUGGUGCCGACCCUAAUGAAACUGUGGUGGUGGAAAGCGAGGCUAUUCCUAUUGCUUAUACAACUGGUCGAUGUAGGUUUUACGUCAAAGCUGCCGGUGAAUGGAGAGGGUCCGUUUCUGCCUCGGAUGAUUCCAGACUUCAGAAUGCCAAGCCAUCUUUCAUCUGGGACAAAAUUACUCGCGUCACUCCUAUACCAGCUGCCAAUGCCAAUCGACAAAUUCCCGACAAAGACAUUGCUUAUUCCACCCCUGAACUCCUGGAAUACAAGCCUAAAGUCAUCGAUGGUGAAUGGUUUCUCUCCGAGAUCGACAUCGAAUGGAUAUCCACUGGCUGUUAUAUCCUUGGUACCGGCGGCGGUGGUAACCCACACAAUGUCUACUUGGCUCUGCGUGAAAUGAUGCGUGCAGGCUCUAAAUGUAGAGUGAUUGACUUUGAGAGUUUUGAUCCCAACAAGAUGGUGGUUUACGGAGGAGGAAUUGGGUCCCCAGAGGUCGCUGCUGAGAAGCUCAUGUCGGAUAAUGCAGGACACACAAUCAAGGCUCUCUUAGACUUUAUGAAGAUUGAAAACCUUGGAGCUCUUACUGCAAUUGAGAUUGGUGGAGGUAACGGCAUGGUGAACAUGGUGUCUGGAGCCAGCGAUUACCUUGAUGUUCCGGUUCUCGACGGUGACUUCAUGGGGCGCGCAUACCCUACUGGCUGGCAAACUACGCUAAAUGUUUAUGCUAAGGAUGAUUCUGGCUCUAUCAUGCUACCAAACGCCAUGACCAGCGGUGAUGGUACCACCAUCUUCAUGACAACCGCCAAGCACUACAAAGAUAUCGAUCGGGUCCUUAGAGGUGCAUGCAUUGAGAUGGGCACCAGCGCCUCGGUCGCCGCCCGACCGCUCACCAAAGCAGAGAUUGAAAUCCCUCUGAUUCGAAAUACCAUUUCUCAGUCAUGGCGUCUCGGUCGUGCUGUCGCCCUUGCCAACAGACAAGCUGACAUUGGCAAUAUUGGAAGAAUCCUUGUGGACGCUCUUGGUGGUCCGAAAGCGGCAAAGGUGUUAUUCGCGGGCAAGAUACAUGCCGUCGGAAGGAGGUUGCACAAGGGUCACAGUUAUGGAGAGAUCGAGAUCCACGCUAUGUCGGGCGAUGAAGAAGGAGUCGAAGAGGGGAUGAAUGAAAAGUUUGAAGGUGUUAUGAAAAUUCCAUUCAAGAAUGAGAACUUGCUGGCCGAACACACUGUCAACAACAAAACUGAAGUCGUUGCUGGUGUACCCGAUCUUAUUGCUGUACUUGACGCACAAAAUGGGACAGCUCUCGGCACUCCUGAAUACAAGUAUGGUCUACGGGUGAUUGUCAUUGGUAUCACUGCUGCUCCUCAAUGGACAGACACUCCCCGCGGCUUGGAACUUGGCGCCUUACCGGCAUUUGGAUACGAUUUACCUUACAAGCCUCUGGGGGAGUACGUCAAGCCAAGGAGUGUGAUUGAAGAGUAUAAUGUGGAUGUGUAAGCGACCACUGUUGGGAGAAGAAUUCUUGUUCUGUUGUUUGAGAUAUCGGCACGAUCUGUAUGCAUCAGUAAUUCUUUGAAACUUCGCUGACAGUUACAGUUUAAGGUCUGCAAGCCGAUUGCUGCAACUCAUAAUAAAAAAUGAAUGUAAUAGCCAAAAAUUAAGGACAAAUGGGACAGAAUAUUAUACACAAGAAGUGUGUGCGCGCAUUUGGCAGAAGUAAAAAGCCGAUGUCAACCGACGGCGGGCAACGGGCACGAUGGUUAAAUCACCGACGGGCAUUGCGGCGG
Cryptococcus deneoformans JEC21 is the source of this 3597-nucleotide messenger RNA. RefSeq names its product hydantoinase, putative. The record is from RefSeq and is a predicted model, not a curated record. Gene Ontology annotation, molecular function: 5-oxoprolinase (ATP-hydrolyzing) activity. The transcript has 13 exons. Bases 308 to 3307 code for a protein of 999 amino acids. Gene Ontology annotation, cellular component: cytosol. Gene Ontology annotation, biological process: glutathione metabolic process. NCBI's taxonomy places the organism in Eukaryota, Fungi, Basidiomycota, Tremellomycetes, Tremellales, Cryptococcaceae.